AUGUCCGCUCUCCGUCACGCCCUCCCCCGCUUUCCAGGCGUCUGGAAAUCAGUUCGCAGUCGACAAUCAUGGACUUCCGUCCGUAAUUUUUCAAGUUCCCCCGUUACUCGGGCAAGUUGGGGCUUUGUUGGCCUCGGCCAGAUGGGUUAUCCAAUGGCAAGGAAUCUCCGAGCCAAGAUACCCACAACAGACUCUAUUACAAUAUACGAUAUCAAUAAGUCCGCGACUGAUCAGUUUGUGGAAGAGACAAAGAGUGCUGGGCCCGGGGCUAGCGUAACCAUUGCAAGCAGCCUCCAAGAUGUUUCUCGUGCCUCUGAUACAAUUAUCACUAUGCUUCCUCAGCCUAAGCAUGUACAGGCUGUGUACGGAGAAUUCAUUGCGGGGGGGCUAGAUAAAUCCAAUCCCCAGCUUUUCAUAGAUUGCUCGACCAUCGACGUGAAGACAUCGUUGGAGGUCGGUUCAUCAAUUCGAGCUCUCGGACAUGACUUCGUGGAUGCUCCAGUAUCCGGGGGGGUUGUUGGCGCCACAGCUGCAACUUUAACAUUCAUGCUUGGAGCUUCGGACUUGGCUUUGGGGAAGGUACAGUCCAUACUGGAAAAAAUGGGCAAGCGAGUUAUUCAUAUGGGUGACCCCGGAACCGGCAUCGUCGGCAAGCUGGCAAAUAACUACCUGCUAGCCAUGAACAAUUUGGCCACAGCAGAGGCAAUGAACUUCGGAAUAAGGCUUGGAUUGGAUGCGAAAAAGCUAGCUAGUUUAAUCAACUGCUCGACUGGCAAAUGCUGGCCGAGUGAAGUGAAUAAUCCGGUUCCAGAUGUUAUCGAGGGUGCGCCUUCGAGCCGCGGUUAUCAAGGUGGAUUUGGAGUCAGCUUGAUGGCGAAGGAUCUCAAGUUGGCUAUCGCUGCUGCGGACCUCGCUGGCGCAAAGCUCAUCCUCGCAGAGCCUGCUCGGAAACUCUACGAAGAUGCUGAGGCCCACGACGACUGCAAGGGAAAGGACUUUUCCGUAGUAUACAAAUACCUACAAGUAGCGGGGAAUUGA
Molecule: messenger RNA, 1038 nt
Organism: Orbilia oligospora ATCC 24927
Lineage: Eukaryota; Fungi; Ascomycota; Orbiliomycetes; Orbiliales; Orbiliaceae
Exons: 3
Coding region: 1-1038 (345 amino acids)
Biological process (GO): L-valine catabolic process
Cellular component (GO): mitochondrion
Molecular function (GO): 3-hydroxyisobutyrate dehydrogenase activity; NADP binding; NAD binding
Source: RefSeq, a predicted model, not a curated record